Messenger RNA from Lagopus leucura (white-tailed ptarmigan), 479 nucleotides. RefSeq names its product complexin-3-like. Gene Ontology annotation, biological process: regulation of neurotransmitter secretion; synaptic vesicle exocytosis; neurotransmitter transport. Bases 24 to 479 code for a protein of 151 amino acids. Gene Ontology annotation, cellular component: terminal bouton; SNARE complex. Lineage: Eukaryota; Metazoa; Chordata; Aves; Galliformes; Phasianidae. Gene Ontology annotation, molecular function: syntaxin binding. The record is from RefSeq and is a predicted model, not a curated record. The transcript has 3 exons.
CUGGGCACAAUAUCCACCCACCCAUGGCUGCCUUCUUCACGGCCGCCCUGAGGAACCUGCGGGGGGGUGAGGAGGAGCCCAAGGCACCCCCCAAGGACGGCAAGGCGGCUGCCCUGCCCCACGGCAUGUCCCGCGAGGAGUUCGAGGAGUACCAGCGGCAGCUGCUGGAGGAGAAGAUCGAGCGGGACAAAACCUUUGCGCACAAGAAGGCAGAACGGGCAACUAUGCGCAUGCACCUGAGGGACAAGUAUCACCUGGCCCAGGAUGAGCGGGACGAUGCCCAGCUGCACAUAGCGGGCGGCGCAGUGGAGCUGCCGCAGGAGCUGGCUGCCAUGGUGCGUGGCGAGGAGGAGGAGGAGGAGGAAGAGGAGGGCGCCUUCACCUUCCUGACCAAACUGCAGGACGUGGAUCUGGCGGCGCUGCGGGGCCGUGCGCUGGGCACUGUGGAUGAAGUGAUGGAGAAGUGCUCCCUGAUGUAG